CAUUUAAGAACUACAAUUGCCAGAAUGCACUGUAGCAUACACAUGGUGCGCGGCAGCUUUUGACACACUCGCGGGAAUUUAAUGUAAUCAAUGCUUUUGUUUCUACAUUUGAAACAACCUACAAUAAGUCACUACGUGUGUUUCAUUGAACUUCACAGUUAUGGCUGAAUGUCCAGCAAGUAUUGUAUUGCGAAGUGAAGGAGUCGAGAGCUCAAACAUCGAAAAAGAGAGUGGGGAGAAGCUUCUCCCCAAUCUACAGAAACUGUUUGAGUCAGAACUGUCCGAAUCUUGUGUGCCAAGUCUGGAAACCGUUGACCCAAGGGCAAACUCAAAGAGCGAUGAAAAGGAGAGUGAUGAGAAGCUUGCAGACAAUCCACAGAAAUUCUCAGAAUCUUGUGUGCCAUGUAAGGGACCGUUUGACCCAAAGGCAAACUUAAAGUGGGAGGUAGGGUCCCACUGCAAGGCUGUGUGGUCACAGGAUGGGCGGGUUUAUCCUGCCACCCUGGUCUGGUUGGAGGGAGAGCGCUGCAAGGUGAAGUUUGACAACUAUGGAAACGAGGAAGAGAUGGACCUGAGCGCCAUGCUACCUGAAGCUGCUGACCAGCCCCGGAAGGAGAAACGGAGCGAUGAAAAGGAGAGCGAUGAGAAGCUUGCAGACAAUCCACAGAAACUGAUGGAAUCGAAACUCUCAGAAUCUGAUGUGCCAAAUAAGGGACCGGUUGACCCAAAGGCAAACUCAAAAGUGUGGAUGCUGGGUUCCCGGUGCCGUGCUGUGUACUCAGAGGAUGGCCUGGUCUACCCAGCGGUACUGGUGUGGAUGAGAGGCGAACGCUGCCGGGUGAAGUUUGAAGGCUACGGGAACGAGGAGGAGCUGGAGCUGAGCACCCUGCUAUCGCCAGAUGACCUGGGACGACACUGUGGAAGAGCUACUGCCAAGGCUGUGGAAGGGUUCAGGUCCACUAGUAACAACAGCGCAGACUGGAAGAAGGAUAGAGAGUGGAGGACACCUCAACAAGAGGGACGAGAGGAGCCUUCCUCACCUCGGCCACUUGAGUUUCCUCCAGGAAAAGGCUAUAACCUUGGCAAUGAGCAGGGGGAUAAGAAGAAGCCAAGUAGUCAGAAAGAGGAACCAAAUGGCCGGAGUCGGGAACCAAAUGAUCACCCCUUUCCUUUUUUUCCUCCAGUGCCACCACCCAAUGGGUCUUUGGACUUCCUGUCACUCCUGCCUCCUCCUCCACCUCCACCGUGUGUAUGGCCCCCCCGAGCAGGGCUGGUGGAUGCUGGCGAUGGGCUAGACUCGGCCGUUACAGACUUAUCCAGCAUGCUGCUCUCCUGGUACCUGUGUGGCUACCACACUGGCUGCUACAUGGCAAUGCAGCAGACAGCGGCAAGUCGCAAGAGGGCUCAUAAAGAGAAACGGGCAGAGGAAUAGGGUUGGUUUAAGACCCUAGAAUGGGGAAGAAGACGAAAAGAGCUGUUCUCUUGAAACAGGACGAGUUCCAAAGACCGAAUGUUCUUGUACUACACAGAGGUAGUCCAGUUGGGGCUCUGUGUCUGAUGCAUUGCAGUUGUCAGGUUUUUUUCUUACUGAAGAUGGGUGUCGUGACCAGAAGAUGAUUGUGGAUAGGGGUAUGGUGUUAGGGGUACGGUGACCCUAGCUCAUCAAGCUGUUAACUCAGCACUUCCAAGAGGCUUUUUGGAAGGAUAUUUUUACUUUGAUGUUUUUGGCACUUUAUUAUUUAUUUUUUACUGUUGGAAAAAGCUUUUCCAGUGUUUGUUUUUUGGGGGGGAAAUAAAAUAAUGGGACAGCUAGUUUAUGGUCAAGUGGAAAAAAAAUGGAAUGAAUUGUUAAUCCUGCUUUUUUUUUUUUUUUAAAUGUCAGUUUAAGUUCAUUUGGGGAGUUUAUUUUAUUACUGUAAAUUUAAAAUAUGUUUGGAAUUUUUUUUCCUUUUUUCUUCAAGAGAACAUUUAUUCAACCAAAUCGUAUGCCUCGGCAUUUCUUUUGCAUUUCUUAUACAUGUUUUAUGUAGAUAAAAUGUAAUGGUUGAAAAUGAUUGCAAAUGCAAUAUUGGACUGUAGGUUAUUGGAUGUCUCAAACCACCCCCACAUGGUUUCAUCUCCUCACCUUUAACCCAGAGCUUCACCACAUGGUUUUCUUCAGCACAUAAGAACUAUAGUGUCAAUAUUAGACCAAAUAAUUAAACCAUGUUUCUCGGAAAUGUC
This is a messenger RNA of Salmo salar (Atlantic salmon), 2223 nucleotides long. RefSeq lists its product as uncharacterized. The record is from RefSeq and is a predicted model, not a curated record. Gene Ontology annotation, molecular function: RNA binding. Gene Ontology annotation, cellular component: cytoplasm; nucleus. Gene Ontology annotation, biological process: mRNA processing. NCBI's taxonomy places the organism in Eukaryota, Metazoa, Chordata, Actinopteri, Salmoniformes, Salmonidae.